AACGUAGUUUAUAUGCAGUUUUGGUACACUUGACAUUUCUUAAACUUGAUUUAUUUAAAAGAAAAAGAACGUUAAUUAAGUUAUCUUGAAGAAUUUUGGUGCGAGUUAUUCCAAUUGUGCGUUCUCCAUGUACUUUUUCUCUCCUAUCAAUGUAAAAUUUUCGAGUGUUAAGAAAUCCAUUUUAUAUAAACCAUUAAGUGCAAUAAAUAGUUUGAAUAAGUCUAAACGACAACAAAUAGGUUUACUGGAAAAGAAAUAGAAACAUAAAGAAAAGACAAAAAAUAAAGGAAGAUAUAAAGAACAUUAUGACACAAACUAUGACCGAAACAAGUCAGCAACUGCAGGUAGUUGCGAAUGAGGUCGUUUACCAAAGCUAUCAUUUUGGUGAUACGGAUUUCCUAGUACCACCUCGAUACAUUUCAUUGAGCGCCCGUGGUAUUGGUGCACAAGGUGCGGUCUGUGCUGCAUAUGAUACGGUUACUCAACAGAAUGUUGCUAUCAAGAAAUUAUCCAGACCAUUUCAAAAUGUUACGCAUGCCAAACGUGCAUAUAGGGAGUUUAAGCUUAUGAAACUAGUUAAUCACAAAAAUGUAAGUGGUCAUUUUUAUAUAAUCUGAACGAUAAAGGUGUUCACUUUUCUUUUAAAUAACGAUGAACAUUCUGCGAAGUUAAAUCCCUUUGUCAUUGUCAAGCUGAUUUCUGGCUUUAAUUUUAACCAAAACGGACAGUAAAAACCGUAGCCGUGGUCUAUCUGUGACGCACUCCCUGAUUGCAUUAAAUCAAACGGCUUAACUAUAGUUCAGGGACACAUAAAUUGGAGCGAUUUUCUGUUUCUUUUUUGUAUGUUAUGAGUAGUUGGGAGUCUGGUAAUGUGUUAUCUGUGGUGUGAUUUUAGAUUUUACUUUUCCGCACACACUUAGUGUGUAAGGCGAAUGUAUUGCAAUGGGUCAAAAUUUACGAC
This is a messenger RNA of Contarinia nasturtii (swede midge), 961 nucleotides long. Its product is annotated as stress-activated protein kinase JNK-like. The transcript has 2 exons. NCBI's taxonomy places the organism in Eukaryota, Metazoa, Arthropoda, Insecta, Diptera, Cecidomyiidae. Gene Ontology annotation, molecular function: ATP binding; protein kinase activity. Gene Ontology annotation, biological process: protein phosphorylation. Bases 306 to 617 code for a protein of 103 amino acids. The record is from RefSeq and is a predicted model, not a curated record.